Molecule: messenger RNA, 465 nt
Organism: Vicia villosa (hairy vetch)
Lineage: Eukaryota; Viridiplantae; Streptophyta; Magnoliopsida; Fabales; Fabaceae
Exons: 1
Coding region: 1-465 (154 amino acids)
Molecular function (GO): RNA-DNA hybrid ribonuclease activity; nucleic acid binding
Source: RefSeq, a predicted model, not a curated record
AUGAGUGUGUUGGCCAAGAUUGUUGGUAAUAAUACGAAAAAAUCUUCUAACUCUUCUAUUGCAAAUUUCGCUCUGCUGAAUAGAUUUGAUAUCAGAAUUAAUAUUUCUAGAUCUAUUCGUUCCAUUGAUGUGUUAUGGUCGUCUCCGCCGGUGGGAUGGAUAAAAAGAAACAUCGAUGGGGUGGCUACCGGUUCUCCCUCUAUUAGCUCUUGUGGGAGUAUUUUUCGAGAUCACAUGGGUGAUCAUCUUAGAAGCUUUUGCAAUUAUUUGGGGGAAGGGAAAGCGGAGAUGGCAGAGUUCUGCGCCGUUAUGGUGGCUAUUGAGAAAGUUCGUGAUUUCGAGUGGCAGAAGGGUUGGCUUGAAUCGGAUUGCAUCCUUGUUAUUAAUGCAUUCUUUAACUCUAACUUAGUGUUGUGGAUUAUUAAGACUCGCUGGCUUGAGUGCAGAUCGUACGCUUUCUAUUGA